This is a messenger RNA of Mangifera indica (mango), 752 nucleotides long. RefSeq names its product small nuclear ribonucleoprotein Sm D2-like. NCBI's taxonomy places the organism in Eukaryota, Viridiplantae, Streptophyta, Magnoliopsida, Sapindales, Anacardiaceae. Bases 142 to 465 code for a protein of 107 amino acids. The record is from RefSeq and is a predicted model, not a curated record. The transcript is spliced from 6 exons. Gene Ontology annotation, molecular function: RNA binding. Gene Ontology annotation, biological process: spliceosomal snRNP assembly; RNA splicing. Gene Ontology annotation, cellular component: catalytic step 2 spliceosome; U1 snRNP; U2 snRNP.
UUCCUAGGGUUUUGUUCUGCAUAUUACACUAUAAAAUCGAUCCAGUCUUCACUCAUCAGAUCUCGACUACCCCGGCUGCUUUCAAACGAAGGUCUUCAUCUAGGAUUUGGUUGAAGACCAGAACUGUCUGCUUUUAUCAUCAUGAGUCGGCCAAUGGAAGAAGAUACUGUUAAGACUGAGGAAGAAGAGUUUAACACUGGACCACUAUCUGUUUUAAUGAUGAGUGUUAAAAACAACACCCAGGUACUCAUUAAUUGUAGGAACAACAAAAAGCUCCUUGGUCGAGUGAGGGCAUUUGAUCGCCAUUGCAACAUGGUUCUUGAAAAUGUCAGGGAAAUGUGGACUGAGGUUCCAAAAACUGGAAAAGGCAAGAAGAAGGCCCUUCCAGUUAACAAAGACAGAUUCAUCAGUAAGAUGUUCCUACGAGGAGAUUCUGUGAUUAUUGUUCUGAGGAAUCCGAAGUGAGUUAACACUUACAUUUGUGAUAUUGUAUCAACCCUAUUAUACCAUUCCAGCAAACAUGAGAUUUAUUCAUCAGGAAUUUGGAAUGUAAUGUUCACUUUGUAAUGCCAUUCCUUCUUACCAAGAUUGGUGGAAGUAAUUAACUGUUCCCAAUUUAGAGCAACUUCACAUAGAACUUGUGUUGUAAAUGUAGAUCAUAUAUAUGAUGAACUGGGGGAGAGUUGUAACAUUGAAUGAUGUUUUUGGCUUCUAGCUGAUGAGUAUGAAUUGAAACGUUUGCACACUGCCAA